AUGAUACAUGAACAUCUUCAUUUUUUCCAUUUUCUUGGAAUUAUACUCGGAAAGAGAAUUACUGAACAAGCUGGUGUUGUUUUGACACUUGACCCUAAGCCAAUUGAGGGAGACUGGAAUGGAGCAGGAUACCACACUAACUACAGCACACUAAGCAAAAAGGCGAUUCUCAACCUUUCCCUUCGCCACUCAGACCACAUCAGCGCUUAUGGUGAAGGAAAUGAAAGAAGAUUGACAGGAAAACACGAAACUGCCAACAUCAACACAUUUUCAUGGGGUGUUGCUAACCAUGGUUGCUUAAUCCGUGUGGGGCGUGACACUAAGAAGGCAGGCAAAGGUUAUUUGGAAGACAGGCGUCCAGCAUCAAACAUGGAUCCAUACACAGUGACUGGAUUACUUGCAUAA
Messenger RNA from Lactuca virosa, 405 nucleotides. Lineage: Eukaryota; Viridiplantae; Streptophyta; Magnoliopsida; Asterales; Asteraceae. The record is from the annotation of a GenBank genome assembly.